UUCUGUUUUGAUUUGGUGAGACUUACCUUGUGUGAUAUUUCUUAGAGGUGAAGGGUUGAUUCAUGUAGACGGGGACCGAGUAUAAUAAGUUUACCAGUAGUGGGGAACAUAAUUAUCUUAGGUUAAGGAGAAUUAGAGGUUUUAUUUUGAAUGGAUCCCUUGCUUGCAAGAGAAAGAGAUAUCGAAGUAGAUCUCGAAAGUGGUGGGACUACCAGUGAAGAUGAAAGAACAAAAGAUCAUGGUUCAUCAAGUUUACAAACAAAGAGAACACUGAACGGAGUUUGGCGUGAUCUUUGGAGCUUUGAUAGAAUAGUCAAGGGUGAAAGUGGCAUAAACUCAUGUAGUAGUUCUUCGAGUUUCGGGGGAGUUGAGGGUGAGAAUGUAGAGUUGUUGACAGAAAAGAAUUCGGAAGGAGAAGAGAAUCAUGAACUCGUGGCCCUAGCAGAGAAGAACUUGAGGGAAGCGAAGUGCAAGAAGACAAACACUAGGAAAUCACCCAAACCACCACGGCCUCCGAAAGGUCCAUUGUUGGAUGCUGCUGACCAGAUGUUGGUGAGGGAGAUUGCUGAACUUGCCAUGAGAAAACGUGCUAGGAUGAAACGGAUUAAAACAAGGAAGAGGAUGAAGGACUCAAAGGCCUCAUCAUCAAGCACUAGCCUUUAUGCUAUGGUCUUCACAGUUCUCUUUUGCUUUGUCAUACUCUUUCAAGGUAGAAGUACCAGACGAGGAGCAAGUGUGAUGUCAGAGGGGUCUCCUGCACCCUCAGUUGGCUCAAGUGAAGGCCAGAUUUCUGUUCAGUUUUACAAGAGCUUUCCUAUGACUGGAAAUCACCACCACGAUCUUCCCUGCUUGUUAGAACAGCAUGUUUCUGGUUCGGUUAUUGGGAAGAAACCAGAAAAAUUGCCAGACGAAGUGGAAAAAUAGCUGCUGAAGUUGCCAAUGUCGAAUUAUACGUAGUCAUGUACAAUGGUUUCCUUGGUCUAACAAACGUAAACAAAAUUUUGAUUGCGAGCUAUGCUGAUUUCUGCUUACAUGAACUGA
Molecule: messenger RNA, 1041 nt
Organism: Hibiscus syriacus
Lineage: Eukaryota; Viridiplantae; Streptophyta; Magnoliopsida; Malvales; Malvaceae
Exons: 3
Coding region: 151-924 (257 amino acids)
Source: RefSeq, a predicted model, not a curated record